Capsicum annuum is the source of this 488-nucleotide messenger RNA. RefSeq names its product protein SENESCENCE-ASSOCIATED GENE 21, mitochondrial-like. Gene Ontology annotation, cellular component: mitochondrion. The record is from RefSeq and is a predicted model, not a curated record. Gene Ontology annotation, biological process: response to stress. NCBI's taxonomy places the organism in Eukaryota, Viridiplantae, Streptophyta, Magnoliopsida, Solanales, Solanaceae.
GCGCGGAUACGCGAUGGCAUCACAAGUUGCUGCAUCUAGUAAUGGUAGAAGCAGCAAUGUGAUGAUGAAGAAAGUUGUCAAGGAAUCAAACAAGACAACAACAUCAUGGGGACCAGAUCCAGUUACAGGUUAUUACAGACCAGAAAGUCAUGUUAAAGAAAUUGAUGCUGCUGAACUUAGAAACAUGUUGUUGAAGCACAAACCUAGACAGGAUUAAGAAUCUUGUCUCGACGAUCAGAGGCAGAUUUAGGAUUUGAAUGUUGAUUUCUCAUAUAUAUAUAUAUAUAUAUAAAUGUUUGUGUUUCGCAUACGAAAUAGUGGUUUGGUUGAACCUGUUAAUACCUAUAUUGUAUUUGCCAUUGUUGAUAGGCGGAAAUACUCGUUUAAGAAUCGUAUCUUGAUCAACAGAGGCGGAUUCAGGAUUUGAAUGUUGAUUUUCUCAUAUAUGUAUGUUUGUGUUUCGUAUACAAAAUAUUGGUUUAAUUGAA